Messenger RNA from Didymodactylos carnosus, 948 nucleotides. The record is from the annotation of a GenBank genome assembly. Lineage: Eukaryota; Metazoa; Rotifera; Eurotatoria; Philodinida; Philodinidae.
AUGAAGCACUUAGCUAAAUUUCGUACCGAAAACAAAAUUCGUCAACAAAAGUAUCGAGAAAAUAAAAAAAAUUGUUUUGUUAAUAAACCUCCAAGUUCAUUCAAAAGUCGUCAAUCAUUUAGUAAAGCUUUAAAAAAAACAAAUUCUUUACUUCCAAAAUGUGAUAAAAAGAAAAAAGUUAUCAUUCAGCACCUUGCUGAAACAUUUGGUUUGAUUCCUAAAUCUAAACAUCAACGUACUACAGUUCAGCUUGCUGACAAACUAAAAAAUGACGUUCAUAAUUUCUAUUUACGAGACGAUAUUUCAUAUCAAUUACCAGAAUUUCAAUACGAAAGAACAAGACGAGAUCAUUGGGACACGAAACCGUGGAGUAUAUUUACCGCUUUUUUGUGGUCAAAAGGUGAAAAUUUUUCUUUUGUUCUACCAUCGUUAGAUGUAACACACGAUAAAUUUGUUGUUGAUUCUGCUUUGAAAAUCGUUUUAAAUCAUAUCGAAACAGUUCCAAAUGUUGAAGAAAUAAAUUGUUUUUCGGAUGGUGCUGCUUCUCAGUUUAAACGUUUACAUUUUCGAAAUUUAACACGAAUUGCUAAAGAACGAAAAAUAAAUUUGAGUUGGCAGUUUUUUGCAACUGCUCAUGGUAAGAGUGUAGUUGAUGAAAUUGGAGGUACUGUAAAACGUCUUGUGUGGUCAGCUAUACUGGUAGGAGGAGUAUGUCGAUCAGCUGAAGAUUUUAUUACACUUGCAAAGAAAAAAACUCAGAAAAUAAUUUUGAUUGAAAUCACGAGAAAUGAUAUUGAUAGUUCGAAAACUAAACUUGAAAAUCUUUUCAAAACGGCAAAAUCUGUUCCAGAAACAUUAAAAAUGCAUUCAGUUAAAGUGGUUGAUGAAGAUGAAUUAGACUUUCGUUAUUAUUCGACGUGUUCUCAGAAAAAAACUAUAACAUAUUGA